CGCAGGCGCAUUUUAAAAGAAUCGAAUAAUAUUUAAGUCAACUUAUGUUACAUUUUGACUUGUAGAUGCAUUAUUACGAUUCGGCAUUUCUCUAUGAUACUAUACGAGAUACAAAUGCGUGUUGUAAUAUAUAAGAAAACAAGUUACAUUUAAUUGUCUUAUUUUAUUAAAUCAGUUGCAUCGCUGAUUCUAACAAAAAGUCAAUACUUAUUUGAAAAGCCGCUCCAACAAUGAGUGACCCGAAGCUGAUUAUAAAUUUCGUUGCCAUUGGCUUGUGCGGAUUAAGCACGAUUUUCUGCAUCCUUGCCUUGUGCUUGAACACGUGGCACAACGAUGGACUUUUCACUUUUGGUCUGUGGAAAGUGUGUGCAAUUGGCAAGUGUGGUCCGUGGACGAUAGUCCCAGGUAAGUUGCAAGCUGUCCGAGCAUUCGCAUUUCUUGGGCUGUUUCUGAUCAUCGGGGCUGCUGUUUCAUCGUGUUUACACGCGUUUGUAAUGAAGACCAACAACACUCUCAUCAACAUUUCUCUUGGAUCGUCGAUUGGCUCUGGACUCUGUAUGGGGAUCGCCUUCAUAGUUUUUAUUAGAGGGGAAGAGAUAACUCUCGGAGCUGGCAUCUACAUGUGCAUUGCUGCAUGGCUUUUCGGAUGGAUUGUUGGAUUACUGAACGGGAGAUUGGUGGUUCUAACUAGAAGGGCUCCAAACAAUUAACAAGGGGCAUGGAAGCAACACUGUGUUCACAGCGCAGCAUACAAUUUAUUAAAACCGAUUAUGUAGCUUUAAGGGAUACACCACGUGUUCCGUUGAUGCCACGCUUCUUAAUAGAUUGUGAAAACACUGUAAAUGAUUUAUUUUGUUAAUAUUACAUAUAAUUUUAUAAUCAUUGUUGCUAUCUCGUCGAAAUAAAUCAGCAUGAGGUUAUAAUGCUUCCUAAAGAAGAACGCAUUUCUUGACAACUAUUAUCGAGUGUAUUGUUUUAUAUUUAAUUUGAUGAAAUAAAGCAAAAUGGUUCA
Dreissena polymorpha is the source of this 1012-nucleotide messenger RNA. RefSeq lists its product as uncharacterized. Lineage: Eukaryota; Metazoa; Mollusca; Bivalvia; Myida; Dreissenidae. Bases 231 to 710 code for a protein of 159 amino acids. The transcript is spliced from 4 exons. The record is from RefSeq and is a predicted model, not a curated record.